AUGAAAUAUCCAUAUCAGUUUGGGGGGUUUCCUAGCAAGGAAGAGUUAUUGAAGGCCUACGGAGGAAAGUCAGUUCAAGACUUGCCUACGCCAUCUAUUUUGAUUGACGAAACCGUCUUCACAAGAAAUUGCAGUCGAAUGCUUGAAAAUGCUAAAGAAUUGAAUGUUGACUUUCGCCCACACGUGAAAACACAUAAGACCUUAGAGGGAACUUUAUUGCAACUUGGAGAAGCAUCCAAUCAUAAGACCAAUAAGAUUGUUGUUUCCACAUUGGCAGAAGCAUGGGGGUUAAAACCUUUAAUUGAGGAGGGAAAAAUCAAGGAUGUUUUAUUUAGUUUACCGGUGGUACAGUCUAGAUUAGAGGAAUUAGCAGAGUUAUCUGAAAACGUUGAAAACUUAAGAUUAAUGUUGGAUAAUGUUGAACAAUUAGAUAUUUUAAAGAACUUUCGGGUUAAAAGGGGUGAGAUGAAAAAAUGGUCAAUUUUCAUUAAAAUUAAUAUGGGUACUGAUAGAGCAGGGUUAAUUAAUGAUACCAUUGAGCUCCAAAAGACAUUAGAGUACGCAUUAAGUGAUGAAAUUAAAAAGCAUGUUCAAAUAUAUGGUUUUUACUGCCACGCAGGUCAUUCCUAUAAGUCUAAAUCAAUUGAAGAAGCUAAAUCCUUCUUAGUUGAGGAGAUAACCCACGCAAAUAAAGCUGCAAAAAUGGCUAUUUCAAUAGACCCUUCCUUACGAUUGCAGUUGUCAGUAGGGGCCACACCUACUGCUCAUUCAUCAGCAAACUUUAAAAAUUUAUUAGAUGGAAUUGAUCUAGUUGGACAAGUAGAGCUUCAUGCAGGAAACUAUCCAUGUUGUGACCUUCAACAAGUAUCAACCAAUUGUAUUGGACAAGAAGAUGUUUCUUUGAAACUUUUAGCGGAGGUUGUCAGUAGUUAUCCAAAAAGGGGUAGCACAUUACCAGGAGAACAGUUGAUCAACGCUGGUGUCAUAGCAUUAGCCAGGGAACCAGGUCCAAUGAAAGGAUUCGGGAAAAUCAUUUCCCCUGAAUUGUACCAAGAUUGGAUCGUUGGACGUUUAAGUCAAGAACAUGGAAUUCUUGAGCCUACAAGAGAAGGUGUCAAUUUCAUUCCUUUGGGUACUAAAAUAGAAAUUGUACCGCAACAUUCGUGUAUAACUGCAGCUUCGCAUACUUGGUAUUUUAUAAUUGAUAAAAAUAACAAAGUUAAAGAUAUAUGGAUACCACUUCAAGGUUGGUAA
Messenger RNA from Hyphopichia burtonii NRRL Y-1933, 1254 nucleotides. RefSeq lists its product as uncharacterized. The transcript has a single exon. Lineage: Eukaryota; Fungi; Ascomycota; Pichiomycetes; Serinales; Debaryomycetaceae. The record is from RefSeq and is a predicted model, not a curated record. Gene Ontology annotation, biological process: D-serine catabolic process. Gene Ontology annotation, molecular function: D-serine ammonia-lyase activity. Bases 1 to 1254 code for a protein of 417 amino acids.